AGCCCGGUGGCUCGCGCAAGUCACUCGGUGGCGGCGGCGCGGCGCUACGCGACGAAGAUGGCGGCCUCCUGGGUGCGGGUGGCCGUGGUCCUGCUUUGUGCCUCUGACUUGCUGCAGCUACUGCUCCUGCCGCCUGGGGCCGACGCGGCCGAGGGCUCAGCCGGGAUGCCCAGCGAGGCCACCCCACCACCCCAGAAGAAGAAGAAGGACAUUCGCGAUUACAACGAUGCAGACAUGGCGCGGCUUCUGGAGCAGUGGGAGAAAGACGAUGACAUAGAAGAAGGAGACCUUCCGGAGCACAAGAGACCCCCAGCGCCCGUCGACUUCUCCCAGAUAGACCCGGGCAAGCCCGAAAGCAUACUGAAGAUGACCAAGAAAGGGAAGACCCUGAUGAUGUUCGUUACAGUGUCGGGAAGCCCCACGGAGAAGGAGACGGAGGAAAUCACGAGCCUCUGGCAGGGCAGUCUUUUCAACGCCAACUACGACGUCCAGAGGUUCAUCGUGGGAUCAGACCGCGCUAUCUUCAUGCUUCGCGACGGCAGCUACGCCUGGGAGAUCAAGGACUUUUUGGUCAGUCAAGACAGGUGUGCCGAUGUGACUCUGGAGGGACAGGUGUAUCCUGGCAAAGGAGGGGGAAGCAAAGAGAAAAACAAAACCAAGCAAGAGAAGGGCAAAAAGAAGAAGGAAGGAGAUACAAAAUCUCGGGCUUCCAAGGAAGACAAUCGAGCCGGAAAUAAGAGAGAAGACCUGUGAAGGGGCAGCCCCGGCGUUCUGUGAGGAGCAGGCGUGGGACACAGAGAACUCCUUGCUGCCUCGUGGAGCGGGGGCAGGAGCAGGAAACCGCACACUGGAUGACAUUCUAGUUUCUUCUAGAAAGGGUCUGCCAUGUGACCAGUUUGUGGUCAGCAUAAGAAUUGUUGUUCUAAAGGCUUCAAGUAGAAAGACCUCGGUUUUCUGCUUAAUACUGGACAGUAUCACUUUUGCUAUGAAAUCACCUUCCAUGGAAACUUGACCACGUCGCUUUUUCCCGUUUGAAUUUGGUGACUCGUCCACUGCCAGGGUACCACUCUCCUCGUUGUCGCACCUGCUCCUGUUGGUGCUUUUUAUCUUCCGCGUCUGCUUUUUAUUUUCUGUUGACUUAAAAGGACAGCAAUUUCUAAUCAAACAAGCUUUUCAAACUCUUGAGUCAGACUCUUUGUGCCACAAGCAUCAUUUUUUUUUUUUUUUUAAUUCCUGAGAAUGUAAAAAAAUACUAUGGGAGCCCUGCAGGUUGCUCUUAUACCUGUAUGCCAGGUGUCGGGAAGCCAGGGCGUGUAGAUUCACAAUCUACCCAGGAAAUGCAGAGAACAGGAAAUGAUGUCUCUUGGACAUCCUAAGAAGUUCCUUGGACUCGAUUGUACUGGUCAGUUAAGGAGAACUAUGGUGUUGGCCAGCUUUGCUGUGGCCUGUGAAAUUCAGAGAUCUGUCUUGUUUCCUUACUUAGGAAAGAGUCAUGGUGUCAAGGAUUUAUAUAUUCCAUUGAAGGGGACAGUUUUUAAGAUGGAUAAAACUAUGCAGGGUGCAGUAGAAGAGUAGAUCACCUCAUUUAUCUCUAAACAUCUUUGUUUUGAUAAAGUGCCUAAAUUUGUGGUGUUUUUGUACGGUACUAAUAUGAUGCGCUAUUGCUAAUGUCUGAUUUUGCUGUCCACGUGUUGGAGCCUACUCUGGUAAGAGUUUGUAUUCAGAUGUCAUUUUGAAGAAGUAAAAUUCUUUGGAGAAAAAAACCCUUAACUGUAAUUUUAAGAAAUGUAAAAUAAGGCAUGAUCGAACUCGAAAAACAAGCGUCAGUGUUAAGGAAUGGCGGGAAGCAGAAGGUAUAUCCCUACUCUGUUGCCAGCACCUUGCUCCAGUGGUCUCUACUGUUGACCUUUCGUUUAAAAAGAAACAAAGUAACUGA
Molecule: messenger RNA, 1936 nt
Organism: Tupaia belangeri chinensis (Chinese tree shrew)
Lineage: Eukaryota; Metazoa; Chordata; Mammalia; Scandentia; Tupaiidae
Gene: MESD
Product: mesoderm development LRP chaperone
Exons: 3
Coding region: 58-753 (231 amino acids)
Biological process (GO): protein folding
Molecular function (GO): low-density lipoprotein particle receptor binding
Source: RefSeq, a predicted model, not a curated record